CAAGUAUUUGCAUUAGAAUUUUCCUCGUAAUUUUGCUGCACUAUAAAUUAACUAGCAACACAACCGCCUCGGAUGCAGGUGCAGCACCACCUAUCAAUCAUCUAUUUGCCUAAAAGGUCCCUCCCUCCACCACCAUUUCCUUUGUUCAUGGUACUGAUUGAUCAUUAAGGUGGACUGCUCCGCUUAAAAUUAGUUAACGGCGAUAAAUUACUCAACAAUGCUUCUCGGAGGUCUCAAUUCCAAAGUUGUCGGUGCGGUUAUAAUGCUGACGGUGGUGGCUGGCGAACUUGCACCCCGUGCAGAUGCCGUAAUCCCUUGCCCUCGAGUUAUUCGUUCCCUGGUACCUUGUACCCGUUACCUCAAGAAUGGUGGCUCUGUGCCGGGUCCUUGCUGCGCUGGUGUUAAGGGCCUGGUGGCAUGGGCCAAGACCGUCGCCGACCGCCGGAGUGUUUGCUCCUGCCUUAAGGGUGCUUAUCCAGGCUAUCAUGGUAUCAAAUUGCCCAACGCUCAGUCUCUCCCUAUGAAGUGCGGAGCCAAAGUUCAUUACAAGAUCACCCCCACCAUUGACUGCUCCCGGGUGACGUGAAUCAAGUACCCAACGAUACUAGAUUGCCGGUUACUACGUACGACGACGAUAGCCACCAGCUUCAGCUUCAAUGUCUACCAGCGAAUAAUAAGAGUUAUGAAUUGUACGUAAGAAGGUGUCCCAUUGGGAUCGGAUCGGAUCGGAUCUUUGUUUCCCCCAUUUUUAGUUUUGCAAUCUGUGUGUAUCGUAUUCAAUGCACAGUGUUACGUGGUAAAAAAGGGUUAAACUACAUUAUCAUGGAGACUUGACAUUAGGUUGUAGCUAGGAUUUGAACUUGACUGUGAGCUCGUUUGGAUUGCUAUUUGUUAAAAAAUGUACCGUUGCGAUUUGAUAUAUGUGAAAUAAAAAA
Messenger RNA from Coffea eugenioides, 935 nucleotides. RefSeq names its product non-specific lipid-transfer protein 1-like. Bases 218 to 586 code for a protein of 122 amino acids. Gene Ontology annotation, molecular function: lipid binding. Gene Ontology annotation, biological process: lipid transport. Lineage: Eukaryota; Viridiplantae; Streptophyta; Magnoliopsida; Gentianales; Rubiaceae. The transcript has 2 exons. The record is from RefSeq and is a predicted model, not a curated record. Gene Ontology annotation, cellular component: membrane.